Messenger RNA from Culicoides brevitarsis, 824 nucleotides. RefSeq names its product signal peptidase complex subunit 2 (gene Spase25). The transcript has 3 exons. Gene Ontology annotation, biological process: protein targeting to ER. Gene Ontology annotation, cellular component: membrane; signal peptidase complex. NCBI's taxonomy places the organism in Eukaryota, Metazoa, Arthropoda, Insecta, Diptera, Ceratopogonidae. The coding region runs from base 92 to 673 and encodes 193 amino acids. The record is from RefSeq and is a predicted model, not a curated record.
CGUUUGAAGUUGCCAAACAAACUCGUCACUUGAAUUUUCAUCACAGUUUUUCACGAAUUUCUUCCAACUUUGAUAUAAUUCCGUACCAAAAAUGGCUGGAGAGAAGGCUAAGAAGAACGACAAGCAAGAGGAAACGGAGUUGCUCAAAAUCAACAAAUGGGACGGAGCAGCAGCCAAACAUGCCGUAGAUGACACCGUGAAAAAUGCUUUGCUCAAGAAACCAAACUGCAAGGAGAACUUUAACAUCAUCGAUGGACGAUUGUUUAUCUGUGCAUUGGCAGUCGGUGUUGCCCUUGUUGCAUUAGCUUACGAUUACAAAUAUGCAUUCCCACAAUCGCGAGAAGUUUUAAUCAUCUGCGUUUGUUCGUAUUUUGUACUUAUGGGUGUCCUCACGCUUUACACAACGUUCGUGGAGAAGGGAAUUUUCGCUGUAGCAAACCAAGAUGAUGGCACAACUAAGAGAACGUGGACCGCGAGCUCAGAUAUGAAAAAGUACGAUGACAAGUACAUUUUGUCGUUGCAAGUGAAAGACUCCAAGGGCAUUCGGGAAGCAACAAUCACAAAAUCCGUAGCUAAUUUUAUCGAUACGAAUGGCGUUGUGCUGGAAGAUGUUAUCGCGAACGAAUUGAACAGACUGUACAACUCCAUUAGCGUGGAGAAGAAGGAUAAAUGAAUCAUUGUUGCAUAACUUCCUUCGUAUCUGAAUAAAUUAAAGUGAAUAAAAUUUUAUCGUUUUCGUUUAAUUUAAAAAUUGUACGUUUUUAGAUCUUAUAUUUUUUUGCACAAAUAAAAAUAUGUCAAAUUUAUGAACAAUUUUAGAGUAA